AUGAUCUUGGCUACAAUUAUAGCUAAUUGUAUUGUUUUGGCUCUGGAGCAGCACUUACCAGAUGGAGACAAGACGCCCAUGUCUGAGAGGCUGGAUGAUACUGAGCCAUACUUUAUUGGAAUUUUUUGCUUUGAAGCUGGCAUAAAAAUCAUCGCGCUGGGGUUUGUUUUUCACAAAGACUCUUAUCUUCGAAAUGGCUGGAAUGUGAUGGAUUUUGUAGUCGUCCUCACCGGGAUUUUGGCUACAGCUGGGACCCAGUUUGACCUACGGACUCUGAGGGCCGUCCGAGUGCUGAGGCCGCUGAAGCUUGUCUCGGGAAUCCCAAGUUUGCAGGUUGUCUUGAAGUCCAUCAUGAAGGCAAUGGUGCCCCUCCUUCAGAUUGGGCUGCUUCUGUUCUUCGCCAUUGUGAUGUUUGCCAUAAUCGGACUGGAGUUCUACAUGGGCAAGUUUCACAAAGCAUGUUUCUCCAAUGAAACAGAAGAGAGGGUGGGAGAAUUCCCAUGUGGUGAGGAGUCACCUGCCAGGCAAUGUGAUAAAGGAGCCGUAUGCCAAAAGUACUGGGAAGGCCCCAACUUUGGAAUUACCAACUUUGACAACAUCCUGUUUGCGGUGCUCACAGUCUUCCAGUGCAUCACCAUGGAAGGGUGGACGGACAUCCUCUACAAUACGAAUGAUGCUGCAGGAAACACCUGGAAUUGGCUUUACUUCAUCCCGCUCAUCAUCAUAGGUUCUUUUUUCAUGCUCAACCUGGUUCUUGGCGUAUUGUCAGGGGAGUUUGCCAAAGAACGAGAGAGAGUUGAAAACCGCCGGGCCUUCUUAAAACUCCGGCGGCAGCAGCAGAUUGAAAGAGAACUCAACGGCUACUUGGAGUGGAUAUUUAAGGCAGAGGAGGUGAUGUUAGCUGAGGAAGACAAGAAUGCUGAAGAGAAGUCCCCUUUGGAUGUGCUGAAAAGGGCCACAAUAAAGAAGAGCAAAAAUGACCUUAUCCACGCUGAAGAGGGAGAGGACCACUUCACAGAUGUUUGCUCUGUUGGGUCACCGUUUGCCCGGGCCAGCUUGAAGAGUGCUAAGAACGAAAGCUCCUCCUACUUCCGCAGGAAAGAGAAGAUGUUCCGCUUCUUCAUCCGGCGCAUGGUGAAAGCACAAAGCUUCUAUUGGAUUGUCCUGUGUGUUGUUGCCCUCAACACACUGUGUGUUGCCAGUGUCCACUAUGACCAGCCAGAAGGGCUCACCACAGCAUUGUAUUUUGCAGAGUUUGUUUUCCUUGGCCUGUUCCUUACUGAGAUGUCUCUGAAGAUGUAUGGCCUGGGACCAAGGAAUUAUUUCCACUCCUCAUUCAACUGCUUUGACUUUGGGGUGAUUGUGGGCAGCAUCUUUGAAGUCAUCUGGGCUGCAGUGAAACCUGGAACCUCCUUUGGCAUCAGUGUGUUGAGGGCUCUUCGGCUGCUGAGGAUUUUCAAGGUCACCAAGUACUGGAACUCCCUGAGGAAUCUAGUGGUCUCCUUGCUGAAUUCGAUGAAGUCCAUCAUCAGUUUGCUGUUCCUUCUCUUCCUCUUCAUUGUUGUAUUUGCUUUGCUGGGGAUGCAGCUCUUUGGAGGACAGUUUCAUUUUAAUGAUGAAACACCAACCACCAAUUUUGAUACUUUCCCCACCGCCAUCCUGACUGUGUUUCAGAUUCUGACCGGGGAAGACUGGAACGCAGUGAUGUACCAGGGGAUAGAAUCCCAAGGGGGCGUCCACUCAGGAAUGUUCUCUUCGAUCUACUUCAUCAUCUUGACGCUGUUUGGUAACUAUACACUGCUGAACGUCUUCUUGGCCAUCGCUGUGGACAACCUUGCCAAUGCACAAGAGCUGACCAAGGAUGAAGAGGAGAUGGAGGAGGCUACCAAUCAAAAACUGGCCCUGCAAAAGGCCAAGGAGGUAGCAGACGUUAGUCCCCUGUCUGCAGCUAACAUUUCCAUAGCAGCUUUUGUAAAGCAAACUCGAGGUACUGUUUCUCGCAGCUCGUCAGUCUCCAGCGUAAAUUCACCCAAACAGCAGAAUGCCUCCAAAUCGAAAUCUGUGUGGGAGCAGAGAACCAGCCAGAUCCGUAUGCACAAUUUCCGGACUAGCUGCGAAGCACUGUAUAAUGAACUGGAUCCAGAGGACAGGGUGCGCUACGCCACCACCCUCCACAUCCGUCCAGACAUGAAAACUCAUAUGGAUCGGCCCCUGGUGGUUGAGCCGAGGAGCAGCGAAGGCCACAACAUCAACGGCAGUAAGCUAAGCCCCACGGAUGUUCAGGAAUCAGCAGAGCUGGCCAAGACUGCUCCGGCCGAGGGCACCGAGGGACCCCGGAAGCACCAUCGACACAGAGAGAAAGACAAGGCUGGCGAGCAGGAAAAGGGCAACGUGCCGAAGGAAGAGAACGGGGAAUCUGGCACAAACAAUAAAGAGGAGCGCCACAGGCCUCAUAGGAGCCGGAGCAAAGAGGGCGAGGGCGGAGGCAAAGAAGGGAAAAGUGAGCACAGCAGAACCCAGGAAGGAGGUAGACGGCAUCACCGCCGCGGGUCAGUGGAAGAGGGAGCCGAGAGGGAACACAGGCGCCACCGCGGCCACCGGCACUCAGCAGAGCGACAAGCCAAAGAAGGCAACGGCGCGGUCAAUGGCACCAAGACCGAGCGGCGUUCGCGACACCGAGGAGGAUCCAGGCCUGGGAAUCGAGAAGGAGAUCCAGGCUCUAAAGGAGAGGGCUGCGAAGAACCUCACAGACGGCACAAGAUGCGGCAUAAGGCACUGUCGACGUACGAGUCAGUGGAAAGGGAGAAUGGUGACAAGGAGGGAGAACUGGGGGAGAAGGAACAACUGAGGAAUCACCAGCCAAGGGAAGGUCAGUGUGACACAGAGGCUGGCGGGAGUGUGAUUGUUGCCCCGCUGCACACCCUGCCUAGUACCUGCCUACAGAGAGUGCCUGAACAGCCAGAGGAUGCUGACAACCAGAAGAAUGUCACCCGCAUGGGUCAGCCAUCACUGGACAAGACUGCCACUGUGAAUAUUCCUGUCACUGUCACUGCUCCUCUGGGGGAAGCUACCGUAAUUCCAAUGAAUAAUGUUGAAUUUGAAACAAAAGCAGAAGAGAAGAAAGAUAUGGAUGCCGAUGACUUGACAAAAAAUGGACCGAAACCAAUUCUACCUUACAGCUCCAUGUUCAUCCUAAGUCCUACCAACCCAAUCCGGCGCCUGUGCCAUUACAUUGUGAACAUGCGUUACUUUGAAAUGGUCAUCCUCAUUGUUAUAGCACUCAGCAGCAUUGCAUUGGCGGCUGAAGACCCAGUGCAAGCUGAGUCGCCCAGGAAUGAGGCUCUCAAGUACCUGGAUUACAUAUUCACUGGUGUCUUUACUUUUGAGAUGGUGAUAAAGAUGAUUGACUUGGGCCUGAUCCUGCACCCUGGUGCCUAUUUCCGUGACCUCUGGAACAUCCUGGAUUUUAUUGUGGUCAGUGGGGCUCUUGUGGCCUUCGCCUUUUCGAGUGUCAUGGGACAAAACAAAGGCAAAGAUCUCAACACAAUCAAGUCUCUGCGGGUUCUGCGAGUCCUCCGGCCUCUGAAGACAAUCAAACGCCUGCCAAAGUUAAAGGCAGUCUUUGAUUGUGUGGUGAAUUCUCUGAAGAAUGUCCUGAAUAUCCUCAUUGUUUACAUGCUCUUCAUGUUCAUCUUUGCUGUCAUUGCUGUGCAGCUCUUCAAAGGACGAUUCUUUUACUGUACUGAUGAAUCAAAGGAUCUGGAGAAAGACUGCAGGGGCCAGUAUCUGGAUUAUGAGAAAGACGAGGUGGAAGCCCAGCCCAGGAAAUGGAAUAAAUAUGAAUUCCACUAUGACAAUGUUCUCUGGGCUUUAUUGACACUGUUCACUGUCUCCACAGGAGAAGGAUGGCCAACCGUUUUGAAGCAUUCUGUUGAUGCAACAUAUGAGAACCAGGGCCCGAGCCCCGGGUUCCGGAUGGAGAUGUCCAUCUUUUACGUGGUGUAUUUCGUUGUCUUCCCUUUCUUCUUUGUCAACAUCUUUGUGGCUUUGAUCAUCAUCACCUUCCAGGAGCAGGGGGACAAAGUUAUGUCUGAAUGCAGCCUAGAGAAGAACGAGAGAGCCUGCAUAGACUUUGCCAUAAGUGCCAAGCCGCUGACUCGCUACAUGCCUCAAAACAAGCAGUCGUUCCAGUACAAGAUGUGGAAAUUCGUGGUGUCUCCUCCUUUUGAGUACUUCAUCAUGGUCAUGAUUGCACUCAACACUAUUGUGCUGAUGAUGAAGUUCUACGAUGCUCCAGCUCCAUAUGAAGAAAUGCUGAAAUGCCUCAACAUUGUGUUUACUUCCAUGUUCUCACUGGAGUGUGUGCUGAAGAUCAUUGCCUUUGGUGCACUGAAUUACUUUCGUGAUGCCUGGAACAUCUUUGAUUUUGUCACUGUCUUGGGAAGUAUUACUGAUAUUUUAGUAACGGAGAUUGCGGACAAUUUCAUCAACCUCAGCUUCCUUCGACUGUUCCGGGCUGCAAGACUCAUCAAACUUCUUCGCCAGGGCUACACCAUCCGGAUUUUGCUCUGGACCUUUGUCCAGUCUUUCAAGGCCUUGCCAUAUGUGUGUCUUCUUAUUGCAAUGCUGUUCUUCAUCUAUGCCAUCAUUGGCAUGCAGGUCUUUGGAAACAUUGCGCUGGAUGAUGACACCUCCAUUAAUCGCCACAACAACUUCCGAACAUUCUUGCAAGCCCUGAUGCUACUUUUUCGGAGCGCCACUGGGGAAGCGUGGCAUGAAAUCAUGCUCUCGUGCCUCAGCAAUCAAGCCUGCGACAAGCUCUCCAAACUCAGCAAAAACGAAUGUGGCAGUGACUUUGCCUAUUUCUACUUUGUCUCCUUCAUCUUCCUCUGUUCCUUUCUGAUGUUGAAUCUGUUUGUGGCUGUAAUCAUGGACAACUUUGAGUACUUGACCCGAGACUCUUCCAUCCUAGGACCCCACCAUCUCGACGAGUUCAUUCGCGUUUGGGCAGAGUAUGACCCUGCUGCCAGUGGGCGCAUCAGUUACACGGACAUGUAUGAAAUGCUGAGACACAUGUCCCCACCACUUGGUCUGGGAAAGAAAUGCCCAGCUCGUGUUGCCUAUAAGCGCUUGGUGAGGAUGAACAUGCCCAUCUCGAAUGACGAUCUGACCGUUCACUUCACAUCUACGCUGAUGGCCUUGAUCCGGACUGCCCUGGAAAUCAAACUUGCAUCAGGGAUCCUGCAGCACCAGUGUGAUGCUGAACUGAGGAAAGAGAUCUCCCUGGUUUGGCCCAAUCUCUCCCAGAAGACCUUAGAUCUGUUGGUGCCACCUCAUAAACCUGAAGCAAUGACAGUGGGAAAGGUCUACGCUGCCCUCAUGAUAUUUGAUUUCUACAAGCAGAAUAAAAAUACCCGAGAUCCGAGUCAUCCAGCCACUGGUCAGACUGGAACCGUCUCCCUGUUCCACCCACUGAAAGCUGCACUGGAGCAAAGCCAGCCAGUAUUCCCCACUGUUUUCCUUCGUCAAAAGAGCUCGGCUUCCCUCAACAAUGGGGGGGCUUUACCACCACCAGAAGGGAGAGGAAUCAAGGAGUCUAUUUCAUGGGGAACUCAACGAACUCAGGAUGUGUUUUAUGAAACCAGAACACCAGCAUUUGAGCGAGGCCACUCAGAGGAAAUUUCUGUGGAGCAGACAAGCAAACAGGUAGUAGAAAUGCAAGAGAUCAGCCCAAUGUUAGCCAACGGUGAACACCAGCCUGGCCUGGAAAGCCAGGGGCGAGCCGCUUCCAUGCCACGCUUGGCGGCAGAAACUCAGCCCAUCCCGGACACAAGCCCCAUGAAACGUUCCAUCUCCACGCUGAACCCACAGCGUCCCCAUGCCACGCACCUCUAUGAACAUGCCCGGCCAGCGGAGCACACCCAUCACCAUCACCACCACCGCUGCCACCGGCGGAAGGAGAAGAAGCAGAAGUCCAUUGACAAGCCCCCAAACCACCUGGCUGAUGGUGAGGCUGCAUCCAAGGCCAAAAAGCAGGAGCGGGGCCGGUCCCAAGAACGGAAGCUUCACUCCUCUUCUUCCUCUGAAAAGCAGCGCUUUUACUCCUGUGAUCGGUACGGGAGCCGAGACCACUCUCAGCCCAAGUCAUCUGAGCACAGCAGGCCCACCUCCCCGAAUGGAGGGCAGGAACAUGGGACGCAGAAGCAGGGCAGUGGUUCAGUUAAUGGGAGCCCCCUGCUGUCAACCUCUGGUGCUAGCACCCCCUGCCGCGGCCGGAGGCAGUUGCCGCAGACGCCGCUGACCCCGCGCCCCAGCAUCACGUACAAGACCGCCAACUCCUCGCCUGUGCACUUCUCCAGUUUCCAAACUGGCCUGCCGACCUUCUCCCCGGGGCGCCUGAGCCGCGGUCUGUCUGAGCACAAUGCGCUGUUGCAUGGAGACUCUCAGGGCCCCUCGCAGACCCUGGUGGCCCGAAUCGGUUCAGACCCUUACUUGAGUCACCGGGAGGACAGCGACAGCCCGUACCAUGUCGUGCCCGAGGACACGCUCACCUUUGAGGAGGCCGUCGCCACUAAUUCAGGAAGAUCCUCCCGGACUUCUUACGUCUCCUCUUUGACUUCCCAGUCGCACCAAAUCCGCAGAGUCCCCAACGGGUACCAUUACACCUUGGGCCUCAGCUCCGGCCCUGGGACCAGCACCAGAGCACGUAGCUAUUACCACGAGCGGGAUGAAGACGAUUGGUGCUAGCAGGAAAAGGCCUGGUCUUUUGCACACUGGCAAUUGAUGAGUUUUAUCAUCCGGGAA
Molecule: messenger RNA, 6804 nt
Organism: Euleptes europaea (tarantolino)
Lineage: Eukaryota; Metazoa; Chordata; Lepidosauria; Squamata; Sphaerodactylidae
Gene: CACNA1B
Product: calcium voltage-gated channel subunit alpha1 B
Exons: 47
Coding region: 1-6747 (2248 amino acids)
Biological process (GO): calcium ion import across plasma membrane; chemical synaptic transmission
Cellular component (GO): neuronal cell body; membrane; voltage-gated calcium channel complex
Molecular function (GO): high voltage-gated calcium channel activity; calcium ion binding
Source: RefSeq, a predicted model, not a curated record